Molecule: messenger RNA, 780 nt
Organism: Fomitiporia mediterranea MF3/22
Lineage: Eukaryota; Fungi; Basidiomycota; Agaricomycetes; Hymenochaetales; Hymenochaetaceae
Exons: 5
Molecular function (GO): protein dimerization activity
Source: RefSeq, a predicted model, not a curated record
CUAAUGCUCAUCCUUGACGUUAAGACUUGCUGGUCCUCUAUGCAUCAAAUGCUAAAUCGUGCUUAUGUGUAUAGACAAGCAAUUCAAAGCUUUGUCCUCCUGCACGAAGACCUUCAUCCACUUAAGCUAGAUUUUGAUGACUGGAAGCUUAUCCAGUGUAUCAUAAUGUGGCUUUGUGAUUUCUGCCAGGCGACUACUUUCAUGUCCUUGACAAAGGACUCAGCAUUGUCUUCAGCAUUUGGAUGCUUUAUUGAACUACAGGAUAAGCUACGUCAAUUCUUACAAACACUACUGCCAGAUACUCCUACGUCACUUAAGUUGGGCCUGAAAAAUGCCCAUGGAGUUCUUGCAGAAUAUUUGUAUAAGUUCACUACUUCACUGUACUAUCUCUGGGCUGCUUUACUUGAUCCACGUAUUUCUUACUCGAGGCUAAGAGAGGAUGCAGGCAGUGAUACUAUACUACUUGAUCUUAUUGAAUCAGCUCGAGCAGGACUUGAAGAACACUACAAGCAGACAGACAAGCUCCUGGAAUAUUUCAACAUGAAGCAGGAAAGGUCAUGGGAUGCUGGCAAGCCUGUCAAGUGGUGGUCAGCUUGUUGUGCUCAAUUUCCUUGGUUGUCCUCCUUCACCCAUGAUAUUCACUGUAUCCCAGGGUCAGCAGUUGUGGUUGAACGAAUUUUUUCUGGUGGUUGUGAUACUAUUGCCUUGCACCAAGCAAGUUUACAGCCAGAAACAAUUAGCAGCCUUAUGCUGGUUAAGCAAUGGCUAAAGAGUAAAUAG